AUGUACCUUACCGACGAGAUCUUCAAGACGGCCGACGCUGCUGCCGACCAUCCCUACUACUCUCCUCCUGCGGACAGCACUCAGCACUCAGCCGACCACCUGGGCAAGAGGAAACGCGGCGCUGGCGGCGACGAAUACACCACCAACACUGUACCCCUCAAAAACAUCAAGAUCUUCCCGCCGCACCACCAUAACCCCGUCGACUAUCCCUACUCCUCCGCCGACCCAACCGCUCUCUACCCCUCCCCUCCUCGCCGAAAACAACAUGCCCGCAUAUUCGCCCACUCGCGUCGCACCGCUCACCACGCCCGCCAGUCGCCCGUCACUCUCGACAAGCACCGGCCCGUCUCUCGCCUACCGCCCGCGACAUCACCAGCAAUAAUAACGAGGCCAGCAACCGCCGACCUCACCGCCUGCCACUGCUGCCACCGCGCCCCGAAGCAAAAGCGCGACCUGGACAACUACUCAGCCUGCACGGCGUGCGGCGCCCGCACCUGCUACAUCUGCAUGCGCGUGUGCGAGCAAGGCAUCGGCUGUGGUAGCUACACCAAAGGUCAUGGCGUCGACGGCGAGAACAGCCGCAGGAAGAUCUGCCGGGAAUGCUGCAUCGAGAGCGGACCCGAGGGAGAGACGUGGUGCUUCGAUUGCGUGGCAUUGGGCGAAGGUGGUGGUGGCCGAGUUGCCAACCGUGACGGGCAGGGCGAGCACGAAGGCGAGGAGAUGGUUAUGGGAUGA
This is a messenger RNA of Lasiodiplodia theobromae, 735 nucleotides long. RefSeq lists its product as uncharacterized. The coding region runs from base 1 to 735 and encodes 244 amino acids. The transcript has 2 exons. NCBI's taxonomy places the organism in Eukaryota, Fungi, Ascomycota, Dothideomycetes, Botryosphaeriales, Botryosphaeriaceae. The record is from RefSeq and is a predicted model, not a curated record.